Pseudophryne corroboree (corroboree frog) is the source of this 9543-nucleotide messenger RNA. It is a transcript of the gene ABCA5, whose product is annotated as ATP binding cassette subfamily A member 5. Lineage: Eukaryota; Metazoa; Chordata; Amphibia; Anura; Myobatrachidae. The transcript has 40 exons. The coding region runs from base 199 to 5175 and encodes 1658 amino acids. Gene Ontology annotation, biological process: transmembrane transport; lipid transport. Gene Ontology annotation, molecular function: lipid carrier activity; ATP hydrolysis activity; ATP binding. The record is from RefSeq and is a predicted model, not a curated record. Gene Ontology annotation, cellular component: late endosome; membrane.
GCGUCCGAUGAUGAUCCCUCCUACUUGGCUGCUGUAUGUGUAGUCAGUGUCCUGCCCCAAGCUGUCGUGCUCCAGCUAGCGGGCUCUGCGUCUUAUCAUUGCCGGGGAGGGACCGGGGCCGCCCUGGGUACAGUCACCAGGGUAACCGGCCUACGGGAAUAGCAGCAUCCUUUUACUGGGACACUGCAACUCACAGACAUGCCAUUUCAAUUCAAGAGAUUGCAGUUCCAAUUCGUCUCUCUUUUGCAGACUAUCAAUAAGGCCCAAGAUUGUUAUACAAUGUCCUCAGAUAUUAAAGAUGUUGGUGUCUGGGCACAAACGAAAACUCUCCUCUACAAGAAUUAUCUUGUUAAAUGUAGGACAAGGAAGGACACGUUGCAGGAAAUCUUCUACCCAGUAAUCUGGUCGUUAAUAUGGCUGCUUCUUGUUUUACUCAUGCCAAACAAGCAUUACGAAGGAGCACCAAAUGAUCUCCUCAGUGAGAUGGAAAUCCCUCUACACACUGUUGGAUAUACCCCAGUAACCAAUAUCACAGAGAACAUCAUGGCGCUAGCAUCCAUGCAUUGUCUUGGAUCAGAUGUAGAUCUUAAUGCAUAUCCGAAUGAAGAGAAGUUAAAAGCCGCUAGUGCAUCCUUUCCUCAUUUUGUUGGUGUCACAUUUGAAGACGUCAUGUCCUACAAGCUGAUGUUCUUUCCAUUCUUCAUUCCAAAGUCCACUUUGUACAUACAAGAGCACUGCUAUUCUUCAAAGUGUGAUGCUGCUCAGUAUUUUUAUUCAGGGUUCACAAAACUACAAGCCUGCGUUGACUCCGCUAUUAUAAUGUUGAAAACCAAUCAUUCAGCCUGGGAGGAGCUGAUGAAGACGAGGACCAUGGUAAUGGAGAAGCAGCCAAUGGUUGAAGUUGACAGUUAUUACCAUGCUCUUAUGUCAAUAUGUCUAGUGAUGGCCUUCUCACCAUUUGGAUGUUCUCCGGCAGCUUAUAUUGUAGCCGAAAAAGAAAAGAAACUGAAAGAGUUUAUGAAGAUUCUGGGCCUUCACGACACUGCUUUCUGGCUGCCCUGGGUACUACUGUACAUUGUUUUUAUUCUCAUAAUUUCUUUACUGAUGGCAUGUAUCACAACUGUCUUCACCCCAUUCAAUCAUAGCAGCUGGUUUCUGAUCUUUCUUCUCUAUGCACUCUAUGGAAUAUCUUUGGUAUUGUUUGCUCUGAUGCUAACUCCACUUUUUAAGAAAGCAAAGCAGACGGGUGGCAUUGCGUUUUUGGUCACACUUGUCCUUGGUUCUCUUGGCAUUUUCAUUGUUUUGAAAGAGGACUUCCCAAAGUCCUUUGUGUGGUUCUUCAGUCCGUUCUGUCAGUGCACAUUCAUGAUCGGUAUAGCCCAGGUAAUGCUUCUAGAGGGACAUGGAAAAGGUGCUCAGUUAUAUAAUCUGAAGGAAGGACCUUAUCCUCUUAUAAUUACCUUUAUUUUUCUUGUUGUGGAUAGCGUAAUGUAUCUGCUGCUGGCUUCGUACCUUGAUCAAAUUCUCCCUGGUGAGUAUGGACUUAGGCGGACGCCUCUUUUCUUCCUGAAACCAUCUUACUGGUCAAAAAAGAGGAGAAACUAUGGAGUACUAAAUGAAAGCUUUUUCUGUACCAAUACAGACCUGAAUGAUAUGGUUGAACCUGUACCCUUAGGUCUGCAUGGGAAAGAAGCUAUCAGGAUUAAAAAUAUUCAUAAAUCUUUUAAGAAGGAAAACCGGCAGGUAGAAGCCCUACAAGGGUUAACCUUGGAUAUAUAUGAAGGUCAAAUAACUGCUCUGCUUGGGCACAACGGCACAGGAAAAACAACAGUCAUGAAUAUUUUAUGUGGGCUCUGCCCUCCGUCAGAUGGGAUUGCUACUAUCUAUGGCCACAGAGUCACAGACAUCGAUGAGAUCUUGGAUAUCAGGAAGGUGAUUGGAGUUUGCCAGCAGAUGGAUAUUGACUUUGAUGUUCUCACGGUGGAGGAGAAUUUGUCGGUCUUUGCCUCAUUGAAAGGAAUUAGUGAAGCGCUCAAGGAACAGGAGAUAAAUAAGAUUCUGCAUGAACUGGAUAUGGAGGCAGUGAAGCACAACCAAGUUAAGAGACUCAGCAUAGGACAGAGGAGGAAACUUGCCGUGGGCAUUGCAAUUCUGGGUAACCCCAAGGUGCUGCUUCUAGAUGAGCCAACUGCCGGCAUGGACUCCUGCUCCCGUUACACGGUCUGGAAUGUACUGAAGAAAAGGAAGGCAAACAGUGUGAUUGUGUUCACCACUCACUGUAUGGAGGAGGCAGACAUCCUGGCAGACCGAAAGGCUGUUAUAUCACAAGGAACACUGAAAUGCAUUGGUUCCUCCCUGUUCCUCAAGAGCAAAUGGGGUGUUGGCUAUCGCUUAAGCAUGGAUAUUAAACCAUCUAGUAAUGUAGCGGCUAUUUCUGCACUAAUCACACAACAUAUUCCAAGUGCAAGUUUGAUGCUGCAGAAAGAGAAUUCGCUCAUCUAUGCCUUACCAUUGAGAGAUGUGGACAUAUUCCCAGGAUUACUCUCUGCCCUGGAUAAUGAUUGCAGCUUAGAUGUUGUGACUUAUGGUGUUUCCAUCACCACACUGGAAGAUGUCUUCUUCAAACUGGAAACAGAGACCGAUGUUGACCAGACAGAUCAUAAUAUUUUCACUCAGAGGAUAGAAGAUGAGAAGAAGUGGAAAUCUACAGAGGACAUUGACAUGGGGUUACUGGCACUGCCAGACUCAGACCCCUGUACAGUGAGUGGCAAAGCACUGUGGCGGCAGCAAGUUGCCACUAUAGCCAAGUUACAUUUUCGUAAUUUGCGUCGGGAAAUGAAAUCUGUUCGAUAUGUGUCGCUGUUUCUGUUUCUGUUCCUAGCCACCCAGGCAGCAAUAAAUAUCUUACACUUGUACAACCAAAAACCGUCAGUUCCUAUCAAACUGUCACCAGACUUGUACUUUCUGCGUCAAGGACAGAAGAGCCAGAAGUAUCUAACGAGCCUAUUAGUACAGAGUUCUACAGGUGACAGCAUAGAUGACCUAAUUAACAUUCUGAACGUCCAGAAGAUUAAAGUGGCACAGAUGAAUGGAAGCGACUACAUGUCUGUUUCUCCUCACAAUGGGGCUCUGGAUGUCAUAAGUUCUGGAAAGUAUUACACAUACGAAGCCGUGUUUAACAGCACCAUGGUUCACUCUCUACCUGUCCUUAUUAAUACAAUCAGUAACACACUGCUGAGACAACUGCAUGUGAAUGAAAGCAUCCAGGUUUCCAGCAGCCCAUUUCCUCAGGAAUAUUUGGAUAUAUCAUUUAAAGUCUCUCUGUAUUUUCUGGUCAUUUACUUGGGAAUCAUAGCUGCAGGCAUGCUACCUUAUUUUGCAAUGGAGAACACUUAUAAUCAUAAGGUGAAAGCAUAUACUCAGUUAAAGAUGUCCGGACUGUACCAAUCAGCUUACUGGGUUGGACAAGCAGCAGUAGAUAUGCCUUUGUUCUUUCUGAUCCUCACCAUUAUGCUGGGAACAUUGUUUAUCUUUAACAAAGGGAUUCACCUGUACGCUGGAACAUUUAUCACAUUGAUCUUUUGCUUGAUAGGCUAUGUGCCUGCAUCUGUGCUACUGACGUAUGUGGUUUCUUUUACCUACAAACGAAUCCAUGACACCCGGCAAUGGUGGUCAAUAUUCUUAUCAAUGGUGUGUUUAAUUACUAUCACUGUUGUUGAGCUAUCCUCCGUCAUAUGGAACGAUUUGAUAUCUACAAUAUUUCAUGACCUUUUUUCCAUAUUCAUUCCAAUCUACCCUCUCCUUGGUUGCCUGAUCUGUUUUUUAAAGAUGUCCUGGAAAGUAUCAAGUGAUGAAAACAGCUACACACAACUGGGAAGAGUCUUGGUGGCAGUUAUAUCUCCAUAUAUGCAAUGUGUAAUCUUACUGCUAAUCUUGCGCCACCUUGAAGUAAAGAAUGGAGGCAAAUCCAUUAGAAAAGACCCUAUAUUCAGAAUGAAAGCUAAAAAAAGCAAGGUAUGGAAGUUCACAGAGGUUCCUGAAGAUGAAGAUGAAGAUGUCCGCAUUGAAAGAGCCAGAGUUGGCGAGUAUAUGGCAUCAGACUGUUACGAGAAACCUGCAAUCAUGGUCAGUGGUUUGCACAAAGAAUAUGAUGAAAAAGGCAAAACCAUUGUAGGGAAGACAAUGCGAAAACUUGUUGCCAAUAACAUAUCGUUUUGCGUCAGAAAAGGAGAGAUACUUGGAUUGGUUGGGCCGAAUGGGUCUGGCAAAAGCACAUUACUUGACAUGAUGGUAGGACAGACAGAGCCAAAUGCCGGACAGAUUUUGAUAGGAGAUACAGGCACGGGGGAACAAGGGGUCACUCCAGUAAGAUUUGUGGGAUAUUCUCCUCAAAUUAACCACCUGUGGCCAGAGAUAAAGUUGGAAGAACACCUGGAGACAUAUGGCGCAAUCAAAGGCAUGAGCAAAAACAACCUCAACGAUGUAAUAAAAAGAAUAGUAGACUCUCUGGACCUGAAAGAACAUAUACAAAAACCAACCAAGAAGCUCUCAGCAGGAAUCCAGAGAAAGCUGUGUUUUGCAUUGAGCAUGCUGGGUAAUCCUGAAAUUGUACUACUAGAUGAACCCUCUACCGGGAUGGACUCUAAGGCUAAACAGCACAUGUGGGGAUUAAUGCGCUCUACAUUCAAAGGCAAGGAACAAGCCGCCGUGCUCACCACGCAUUUCAUGGAGGAGGCGGAAGCUGUCUGUGAUCGUGUCGCAAUCAUGGUAUCCGGGCAGCUGAGAUAUAUUGGGUCAGUUCAGCACUUGAAGAGUAAGUUUGGUCGGCAUUAUUCCCUCGAAUUGAAGCUUGAUGCAGACGCUGGGGUCCAGCAGAUGGAGCUUCUUCACAUGGAGAUUCUAAAACACUUCCCUAAUGCUUGCCGCCAAGAAAGCUUUGCUGCACUGAUGUCAUACAAAGUACCUAAAGAGGAUGUGCAGUCCCUCUCACAGGCGUUCUUUACUCUAGAGCAAGUGAAACGUUCUUUUAAUAUUGAAGAGUACAGCUUCUCGCAGCCAACGCUUGAGCAGGUGUUCAUUGAACUGGCAAAAGAGCAGGAAGAAGAUGACAAUUUUGCAACAAUGAAUAGCAUUCUCUGCUGGAAUAGAAGGCAGGAAGAUAGAGUUGCCUUCUGAGCAUUGCAAUGACAUCUAAACCCAUUCAAGUGUGUUACAGUUGCAAAUUUCAGUGACAUCCACCAUCUCCAUACCAGAAGGGUCAUAGGUACACUAAUCCAUACAGUGUCACUUGACCCCGUUUGGCAGCGGAUGUCUUCGAGAACUUUGAAUUGUGCUGUGUCUGUGUUGGGUGACUGCCGUCCUAAUAGGCCAAGCUUACUUGAAAAGAUGAAGAUUACAGAAAAAUGUGCCCAUGUAUACAUAUAUCCUGAAAUUCAGGUUUUUAAGGAAUCAUGAGCACCUCAUAGAAUAAUUUAGUGCUUUAAUGUGGUCCAGGCUUUACGGCACUGUGACUACACCAUUGUCAUGUAAAAUAUAUGAUCAAGAUUAAUUUUAUGGGCUAAGUUGUACUUCAUUAAAACUGUCAUUUUGUAUUUCCUCAAGUCUUCCUUCCUUAACUGUAAGUAGAGAAUACGAUACAGUAUAUUAGAAGCUCAAUAUUGUGCUAUUUAAGUGAGUUCCUUAAAAAGCAUUGAAUGUUUCCGAGUGUUUCAAAACUGAAACACAAAAUCUGCACUGAUAAUUAUGGUGGGUUUUAUGAAGUACACUGCAAUCACAAGAUUACAGAAGACCUAGGGGAACUAUUCAAUCCUGGUUGGUUUUUCACUGUUAGUAAUGUGAAUUGGUUUUAUUUUAGACGCUGUGUUAACAUGUCAAAUCCUGAGACAUCUGUGCCUACAAGCUAUGCAAGAUGUAGAGCAAAGGCAAUUAUGCUUCUUGCAUGUCCUCUUAUAUCAGACGAAAGGUAGCACUUACACAGAAAAGCAACAAAAUAGAAGCAAGUUGGUAAUAAUAUAGAUAAUAAAAAAUAUAUUUGUUGGCGCAUCAUAAUGGCUUUUAAAACAAGCCUGAAUUCAAAUGACUUUCAGCAGACCCAAGAAACAAUGAAUUAUUUGUGUAUGAAAUAUUUAAUUCAUGAAUUACACCUACAAUCCGUUUGCUGCUUUGCAGUGGACUGUCACUUUAAGUGGAGGUGUUUCUUUAACAGAGCAGCCACCGUGUGACUGACAGCCUGGCAACCUUUCUUUGUACAAAUGCACAGUGUGGAUUGGUUUAUCCAUAGGUCAGGCAGGGCCAAUACAGUAGUAUCUGUCCUAAGACGUGAGAGAUGGUCCAGCUAUCUGUAAUGCAGCCAUGAGGUAUUGCUUUACUUUAUAAAAGGGUUAUCAGAUUAUGGCCCCCAUUUAUCAAGCCUUGGAGAGUGAUAAAUAGCACAGUGAUAAAGUACCAACCAAUCAGCUCCCAACUUCCAUGUCACAGGCUGUGUUUGAAAAAUGACAGUUAGGAGUUGGUUGGCUGAUCAUUUAUCACCGUGCUGUUUAUCACUCUCCAAUGCUUGAUAAUCUGGGCCUAUGGCAUUUGAAAUCACACUUUCUUGUUUCUGGUCAAACCGUGUUUUUAGGAGUAAAAAUUGGCUACAUGUCUUUUCUUCUGCAUUUCUCAUUUUUAUUCUGUCCCCUGCUCGUUGCCAGCCUUAUUUCUUGGCUUUUAUUUUUUGACAAUUCAAAUAAUCUAUAAAUACCAUGUAUCUCAGUAACACAAGAGUAGCAAAAUGAUAUAGGCACCACAAGUAAUUAUAAUAGAACAAUGUCACGGUGCUUUUUUCCCUUUCUAUAUUAGUUUACCAUAUCACAUAAUAAAAUGAUACAUUUCUAAGUGAAAUGCUUUAGAACAAAUUGCCUUACAGAGAAAAUAUCGCCCUUGUUGACUCCUGUUUAUAGAAUGUUACAUUUUGUUUGCACUGCAUGGUACUGCAUAUAGUUUUUCUACAUGGAUGGGAUAACGGGUGUGGUUCAUCAAAUCGACAGUGUCUAGGUGUGGGAUAACAUAGUCUCUCACCAGGUCCCUGUGAUUUUUGCUCAUUUCAUUCCUGCUGUAAUACCCUUUCCAUGACUUCACACUAAUCCCUCUGUUGCCUUAUUUAACAUGUUAACGUGUAUUCUCUCCCUAUGUAACAGCAGGACAUUGAAAAUGUACUCCGCUCACUGUGUGCCUGAUUCUGAGUCACACUGUGCCCCUGAUUCUGAGUUAACAUAGUUGAGCUAUUUUUUUCCAGCUACAUAUACACAUAAAAUUCUGAAAACUCCUACAGCGCAUGCGUUUCAUAGAGUGUAUGCAGGGCUGUUUCUAGACAAUUUGUCUCCCAGUGCGAACAGUAUAAAAAAUUGCACCUCAACCCCAUAGACAUUCUAAAAUGCACCCACCCCAUGUGCUCUUGGUGAGGGUGCGUGGCCUCACUAAAAUGGGUGUGGCCUUGCAGGAAACCCCAGUUUUUGACCAUGCACCAACAGACCUUUGCCACCACAGCAAAGAAAAAAUUCCACCAUAUUAAGCCCCACACAUUAAUGCCCCUUGCACCAUAUUAUGCCCCCUGCACAAUAUUAUGCCACACUCCGCAAUACUUAUGAUACAUUAUGCCCUACAAUAUGCCUUUCUUCUUCAUUUUAAAUUACCCUCGUUGCCAUGGGUAUCAUGCUCUGGGUUCCAUGCAUUACCACUGUGAUCAGACUGCACCUAAAUACACAUGCACAGAAAGACUUAAAGAGGAGGUUUUGCAAUUCUCUCAUGCUCUCAACUCAACCUACCCUGUCAAUCCUACUCUCAUCUUCUCUGCAUCUUCUCCCCCACUAUUCUGUCCUGCUCUCUAACUCACAUUCUCAACCUCGCUGUCCUUACUGACCCAUUCUCUUCCUACUUGAAAUACAGACUUCUCACCAAUCCUUGAAUAAACAUCUACCUUUCUCAUUUCCCCUGCACUUGCAGUAGUGAUUUGUUUACAACCACCUAAGAAUCCUUCUCUCCAAAAUAUACCUCUCAGCACAGUUCAAAUUAGGUCUGUUCCUUGAUCAGCCUCCUGGAUCCUCUAUGCCUUAUUUGAAACCCCCUUUUGACCAUAGGACACAGCUCUUUCCUGGCUCAUACUACACCUUAAGCUUUUCCACCUCAUGCACAUCAUAUUGUUUGCUCCUACUAUCCCAUUGCUGUGUCUCCAGCCCUCUCCGUUUCCUGCUAAUCACCUGUUCUCUCUGUGAACAAAUCAAUUCAUAUGUCCUGCAGUUUCAGCUAUAUGCAGAUGACCCAGCUCCGAUCUCUUCACCUCCAUCCUAUGUCAUGACUAUUUAGCUCUCUAAUAAAUUCACAUGGAUGCACCUAACUACCUACAUUUCAACAAGUCUGAAAUGAAACUCCUUAUAUCCCCUCUUCUCUGAGACACCUCUAUAUAAUUCCCUCUCUGUUAAUAACUCAGUUCCCUCAAUCACUAAAGCCUGGUGUUCAGGUAUCAUCCUCGACUCUGCCCUUUUCUGUGCUCCUCACUUCCAGCCUCUCUCAAACUCCUGCCUCCACCAGAACGUCACUUUCUGCUCAAGGCAAGCAAAACUGAAAUAUGGUCCCCUGUCAUCUCCUGCAUCAACUACUACCAUAUCAUAACCCCUUUAGGGGUAAAUUUACUAAAGCUUCUAAAAAUGAAAAGUGGUGAUGUUGCCCGUAGUAACCAACCAGAUUCUGUCUAUCAUUUUCUAGGAUGCAAAGGAGAAAUGAUAGACAUAAUCUGAUUGGUUGCUAUAGGCAGUAUCACCACUUUUCAUUUUUAGAAGACUUAGUCAAUUUUACCCCUCAGAGUUAGAAAUGAGUACUAAAGGAGCCACGAGUCUUAAACAGAGCCAAAAUGUUGCUUUAAGGCUGUUCUUCCUCUCUCUAUGCUCCACAUUUUCUACUUCUCUCUGAAAAUUCUUGUGCUUACUCCACAUACCCUCUAGAAUCCAAGUCAAACCCUCACAUGCGUUUACCGUACAAAGCAAUCAACAAAAUCUCGUUACAGCUCAACCUUCAUUUCCAAAUACUCUCUAUCUUUCCCUGUCUGAUCUGCAUUUGACCAACACAUCUCCUCUCUCCAUUCAUCUAUUCAUCAGCCACUCAUGUCCUCAAGGCUCCUUCCAUUGUGUUAUCAACUAAUGAAAUGCCCUAACACACCUUGUAACUCUCGCAUCCAGUCUCCAAACCAAUCAAUGAUCUAAAGGCUACUCAGCAACCACUUGAUUCCCCCCCUUGUAACUGAUACCAUGCUGUCAUAAACUCCAUUCUGAGUCGCACUUCACUUAUUAACUGUACCUCUAUCUCCACUAGAUUGUAAACUCAUAAGAGUAGCGCAUUGGUUUCCCGUAUUACAUUUACACUCAUCUUGUCACUGUGCAUGUUACUGUGUUUUCAUGAGUUUUGUUCCCCUACUGUUCAGCGCUGGGCAUCACUACCACGCUUUAUAAUUAAACAAUAUUUAUUUUUACCACAAAUGAUGUUACAGAAUAAUAAAUAUGGAUUGCACUGAUA